CUUCUGCUUGCAUUAUAUUUAUAUCAUUAAAUGGUAUCGGCACUUCUCCUUCUUCCUCCAAAUAUACUUCAUUUAAUGGAAUUCUCCAUUUAUAAGCAAUGUUAUGUAAAACACAACAUGCAUUUACAAUUAGAGCUGUAAAGAAUAGAUUUAAAAAAUACCUUUUCUUAUCUCAAUUAUGCACUAUAAUUAUUUACAUACCAGCAAAUUCUGGUGUAUAAUGUAAUGUCCUCUCUUUUAAUACGUAUUUUAAUCGCGCUCUACUCUACAUAACAUAUAAUGCAGUAGGAUAUACGACACAUUUUGACAUUAUUCGACACAAUAAUUCUUGUCGAAUAAUCUCACGUGAAAUAUUUCGUGUUUUCACUAUAGUGAAAAUUAGCCAAUCAACUGAAUGCUCACUUUUGUCAUUUUCACUAGGUUUUGAGAUACACAAUCGACCCCCUGUACUCGUCUAUAUUCUUUGCUUAUACCGUGGCCAAGGUGUGAAUCCUCCAGAAUUUCCAAAAGUUGUCUAAAAUCAAGUUGUACCAUCAUUCCUAUUUGGAUUUUUUUAAUUGGAUUGCAGAAAUAGAAAUUGGAAAUGAUUGAAUCUUGUACGAAGAAACGAAUGCUGCUAGGUAUUACAUUUUUAGGAGGUUUUUACAGAUUAACAGUUUUGGCAUUAAUUAUUGAGAGUCACUGGACAAGCAGCUCAAAUAAGCUUUACAUUGACAAUUUUGAAAAUAAUUCUUCUUGCAUUUCGAAUGAUGAGUAUGAAAUAAUAUCCGAAUGCCAUCCGUGUACAGCUUUUGAGAUUGCCAGCGAAAGUAUUGGCGUUUGUAUUCAUGCAAGAUAUAAGGAAGUACUAAAGUGUAAAAGUGGAGAAACGAUAACAAGAAGUUGUGACAAAAUAGCUUGGCUAGAAGAAAGAACAUUUUGGAAGUUUGAAGGUUUUAUGUUUGCUUCCGCAAUCAUUUCUUGUCUUAGCACAUAUUGGAGAGAGAAUAUAUUAAGACAGAGAAUGAUUAGAAAAGUAGCGAAACAAUUGCGAAUUAGUGUAUAAAUAUUGUUAAAAGUUAAAGAACUUGUAUAUUUUAUAUUUUUA
Messenger RNA from Nylanderia fulva, 1087 nucleotides. The record is from RefSeq and is a predicted model, not a curated record. Lineage: Eukaryota; Metazoa; Arthropoda; Insecta; Hymenoptera; Formicidae.